AUCAAGAGGCAAGCAUGAUGCAGAACAGAUCGCAGCGUCCGCGGAAGAGGGUGCGCGUACCCGUUGCACACCACGCAGAACUCACAGAACAUGCCGUGUUAAUCAAGACAAUCCGCACAAACCACCUGCUUAAUCUCACUCACCAACUACACUGCCAUGCCAGUGCCCAACGUAGUGUCGAUCGUGAAAAUGUCCGUCAAGGCAAGGGAAAGCUGAAAUCAAGAGAUAUAUGGACUACGUGGCCCUUGAUAGAUUGCUCCAUUCCGGAAUGGCGGGUUGAAGACGAAGUUAAAUCUCUUGCUGAAGCGGUGGCGCAUCAGCUCAAAACUAAGUAUGUAUCGAGACGACAUGGCAGCUACGAAUCAGAAUCCCAGGAUGAUGUGGAGGAAACGGGAGACGAGGAUUUGGAGCCUUUGUCACCAAGUCUCUUACAAGCCUUCGUCUGGCAAACUACCAAGGUCCUUGUCUGCAUUUUGGACUCCAUUCUCGAACAGCGACCAGCCGUAGCAGAUAGCAUGCAAAAUAGGAUGUGGGCAUUUAAUUGGGAAGGUGUUCUUAGAGUCUUGAUCUCGGGCAUGACUCUAGACAGAUCUGUGGUCUCUGCAGCAUACAAACGCUUGUCUUCAAUAUACGGCUCAUCCAAGACUCUUGAUAUCGCUUUAUCGAGAAUUGGUCGUAUUGAAUCACGUAAAUCCGCAUUGGUUGAAUUCUCAGAAAAACACGAGGACGCCUUUCUUCAGCAACCCAUCGUGCGUGUACGAAGGCCAAAGAAACGACGACGGGUUAUGUCUAAGGCGGUUAUCGAAACUGAUACCGAGUAGUCGUGUUUCCCGCGGACGAGCUGCCGUGCAGUGUUUCUCCGAUUCACAAGAUAAUCUGCUCGGGUUACCGUCUACGCUCACCAUAUGCAUCACAGUGGUUUUAGUUCUCAGCAUAAUAAGCGCCGACAUCGUUUCUAAAUACCU
Molecule: messenger RNA, 965 nt
Organism: Suillus clintonianus
Lineage: Eukaryota; Fungi; Basidiomycota; Agaricomycetes; Boletales; Suillaceae
Exons: 5
Coding region: 15-821 (268 amino acids)
Source: RefSeq, a predicted model, not a curated record